GUGAGAAUGAGGGGAUUGUGCACUGUGGCGUCUCCCCCUCUGCCAGAAUCUCAAUCGUUGAUGUUUUCCAGGAACUGCCCACUUGCCUGUCUACCAAUCAAAGCAGAUUCAGUGUGUGGGAUGGCCCAACUUGCCAUACUAAAAAGAGACCAAACCAGAAUAAAUCAGGAGCAGCUCGUACAGCAAGAAAAAAAAAUCAUGAAAAACCCAAUGUAUGAAAUAGCAUCCCUGUUACUGGAAAAGUUACUUCUUCUUGCCAACCUUAAAGUUCUUCAAACAGGUUCCAGUGGAGAGGAGGAGAAGAGAAAAAAAGAUGUAUGUUGGUAUGACUCUUCCUAUUUCACACCCGGCGAUUUGCUAGAAGUGCCUCGCACUCUCUUCAUUCAUUUUGGCAUUUAUUUGGGAGAUAACCAAGUAGCACAUCUUAUGCCAGACAUUCUGCCUGCUUUCACUAAUGACCAGAAGUUGAUCCAGAAAGUAGUGACGAAUAAAAGACUUAUCUUGGGGGUCAUCACAAAAAUGGCAAGGAUCCGUGUGGACACAGUGGAGGACUUUGCUUAUGGAGGCUCUAUCCUGGUGAACAAUAUGGAUUCAUUGUUCAAAAAUUGUAUUCUUUGUAAUGAUGAAGUGGUCCACAGAGCAAAAAAGCUAGUAGGCACAACCGAAUACAGCUUACUCUGGAACAACUGUGAACAUUUUGUGACCUUCUGCAGAUAUGGCUCUCCAGUCAGCUUCCAAACAACCAAGUUCUGUGAAACCGUGAAGAUGAUCAUUCGAGACCAGAGAAGUGUACUUGUUUCGGCACUGCUGGGACUGAUUUCUAUACUUUAUCUGGGUCUGGGACCUUCUACUACUCUUCCUACUAUCAUCAUUCCAUUUAUGCUGUGGAUGGCUGGUUAACGAACACCCUACCAUUUAUUGGCUACUAGAUGACCCAUGGCCUAUUGAGUCCUCUUUUCAGAGAUAUUUUGCUAAUAGCUAAUAGCUAAUUGAAGAAACAGAAAAGCAGUGGGAGCAAAAGCAACUUUUGGCUUCCUGCUGGCUUCCUGAUUUGACUUUGCUUCUGGGAAGCCAGCAAGAAGUGUUAGAAAUCACAAUCACAUGACCACGGCAGCACUGCAACAGUCACAAGUUGAUGAAUACAACUGAAGAUCUUUGACAUUUUAAUUCCAUGGGAGUAAUGGGUUUUUGUAUGUUGUCCAAAUUAGAAAAUUUGAAGUAAGUUGCUUCAAGAACAGUUGCUUCAAAAAUGGUUGCUCUAUGAUGCAGCAUUUUGGUCAAUUGAAGGUUACAAAUAGACAACACAGGAGAGUUUUAGUAGUAUUUAGAUUGUAAAUAGAAUGUAUCAUGUAUUUAUGAAAGCUCAAACUAAUAGUAUUAUACAGUGAAGAAAAUAUGAAAUAAUUAAUACGCAGCAUAUAGAAUACAGUGAACAAGCAAUAACUUGUGGAAAAAAAUUCCAAGCAAUUUCAGGAAUGACCAUAUUGGGUUUAUUCCCAAGGAAAGAUGAUUAAUAUGCAGUUUUACACUCAGCAUUACAUUUUAGAAAACUUAAUGAGGGUGAUCUCCCAAGUAAAUUUGCAUAAUUUCAAAGCUAUUCUGCUUUGCAUCUUUUUCUAAUUUCUCUCUCUGUUUACAUUCACUAACUGUAUUUUUAUUUAAAUGGAAUAACUGCAUCCUGAUUGGACUUGAGAUGAACAAAAUAUUUGCACCAGAAAGGUCUUUGCUAUUCCUUGCUAAUGAAAUCCAAUAUAAAUCAGUCCAAAGGGCUUCCGUAAAAUAAGUGACAAGCAAACUACUGGUAGUGAGAAAGAUACAUGCAGUUAUAUCCUUUUGGAAUUUCCCCCGCACACUAUAGACAAAUAAUUUUCAAUCAUGGGAAAGGGUGCACAGACAUUAUCGUGUGUUUGUUAGAGCUGCCAUUAAAUAGGACAAAAAAGGUUAUCCAAGUUUGAGGGAUUCUGUUAAAAAGACAUAAAUGCCUAGCUUGAUAAGACCAAAUGUUGCUGGUUUUUUUGUGGUUUAGAAUACUUGCCAUCAUGGCAAUAAGCAUUAAUUUAUGUCCAAUUAACAUUCAUAUAAUCAGGCUGCACAUGCACUCUUUCAGAUUUACAGUUUCCUUUGCUUCCUGUUUUGAGACAUUUCUAACUGUAUUGGGACAUCAGAAAUGUAAUAAUUUAGUCAUGUUCUAUAAAAUAGAGGUACUUUACAUUUCAGUAAAAUGAGUUGAUUUCCAUGCUAUGUGCUACAAUUUCUCCACAUCCCAUUAUUAAAUGUCUUUAUGGUACAAAGUCAAAGAAAAACAAACAAGCAUAUGAUGCUUUAAAUUUAAACAUGAUAAAAUUAUGUAUAUUUUUUGCCUUACUUCAUUGCAUUUUUAUAUAAUUCCUGUCAUCUGUGAAGAUGCUGGUAAAUG
Messenger RNA from Thamnophis sirtalis, 2416 nucleotides. It is a transcript of the gene LRAT, whose product is annotated as lecithin retinol acyltransferase. Lineage: Eukaryota; Metazoa; Chordata; Lepidosauria; Squamata; Natricidae. The record is from RefSeq and is a predicted model, not a curated record. Gene Ontology annotation, cellular component: rough endoplasmic reticulum. Gene Ontology annotation, molecular function: phosphatidylcholine-retinol O-acyltransferase activity. Gene Ontology annotation, biological process: vitamin A metabolic process; retinol metabolic process.